Spodoptera littoralis (African cotton leafworm) is the source of this 3705-nucleotide messenger RNA. Lineage: Eukaryota; Metazoa; Arthropoda; Insecta; Lepidoptera; Noctuidae. The record is from the annotation of a GenBank genome assembly.
AUGGCUUGGCCGAUGCCCACUGCAGGUCAAUGGGGCUCGGGUAUAGCGAUGACCCCUGAAAUAAAUAUGGCUAACAUGGGUUCGUAUACAGCAGAGCAAUGGGCUGUAAUGCAGCAACAAAAUUGGCAGCAAUGGACGCAGUGGCAACAACAAUAUGCCCAAUGGCAUGGCCAGUAUGGUGACAAGUAUGUGGAGCAGAUGCAAGCUCUCCAAGCUAUGGGGGGAAUGCCUCCUCUACCGACGACAAACGUUGCUCCACCGCCUGCACCGCCGCCACCUGACCAGCCACCCCCGCCUCCCCAUGAGAACAACCAACCACUUUUUGGAAACACCUCCAAGCCUACACCUGUCCCCGCACCAGGAGCCAAUCAACAAAGAAAUAAUAAUUCUGGUAAUAAUGUCAAUAUUAAUGUACAUAAUCAGGCAGGCAGUAAUGCCAAUUGGACACAAGGUACAGAGUCAGCUCAAGCUGGACAAACUACAGUCAAUGCUGAUGCUUUGAAGAAACUAGCUGAAGAAGAGAGACUUUUUGACAUUCAGUUUCAGAAAUGGGAAGAGGAAAUUGAGAAAUGGAAGAAGGAUAAUGUGAAUCACCCUGAUAAACAGGCAUACAAAGAAUAUGAACAAAAGUUUGAAUCAUGUCGAGCACAGCUCAUGGAACGACGUCUACAGAUGAAACAAAAAAGGGCACGACUUAUGGGAACUAAUCCUCCCACUCAGCCAGAACCUCCAACUCCAAGUACUACAGCUGCUAAAGUUGUUGCACCAACAGUGAAUGCUAGUUUAAAUACUACAAAUAUUAAUGCAUUUCCAUCUAAACAAACACAAAACUAUGGAAAUAAUUUACAGAAUUAUGCUAACAACAACAUACAGAGUUAUAGUACUAAUAAUAGUUCACAUAAUUAUAGCAAUAAUUCUCAGAAUUAUCCCAAUAAUCAACAGAAUUAUAACAAUAAUCAACAGAAUUAUGGCAAUAAUCAGCAGCAUUAUGGCAGUCAUCAACAGAGCUAUGGUAGUCAGCAAAUGAAUUAUCCUAACACUCCUCAAAACUAUGGAAAUAAUUCACACAAGUAUGGUAAAAAUGCACAGAAUUAUGGUAAUAAUUUACAGAAUUAUAAUAACUCUUCCCAAAACUACACUGAUAAAAAUGCUCAUUACCAGGAUGACCAAUAUAAAGGACCCAACACUACUAACAAUAUGGGUAAUAGUAAUAAAAAUGUUGACCCACAGGACAGAUUUGAAUCCUAUCAGACUAUGGGAGAGACUGAUUACCAAGCAAAUACUAAUUUUUCCACACCAACACCUACUAGUAGUAGCAGUUUUCUGCCUACUAGUGGAGACAAUAAAGGAAUCCCUGGCUUGGAUUUGGUCCCAGAGACUGAUAAACCACAUGUUAGAAAUACCAAUGAUGAGGUUAUAGAUAUUUCAAAUGAUAAAUCAAACCCAGGAUCAGAUUCAAAAGCUCCUGAUUACACCACCAUUUCCAAGGGAAUUAAUAAUAUCCUAGGUGACGAAAAAAUUAUGAAUAUUCUUUCAAUGGUUCGUGGGCAAACUGCUCAAAGUCCUGCUACCACGGGUCCUCCGAAUGUGAAUCCUCCUAGUGGCCAGUACAACUCCAAUGUUCAAAACAAUGCACCAUACGGUCAUGGCAAUAGAAAUCUUAGUAACCAGAACUACAAUAAUCAACAAUUUGAUGAUAAUAGACAAAAUAUGUCAUACAACCGACCUGGGCAAAAUUAUUUAGGGCACCAUCAGGAUCAUUCUAAUUUCCUGCCUCCUAACAGAAAGCAUGAGGAAAUACUCCAAGAUCAAUAUGAUUAUGAUAAUGAUAGAAAUAUACAAUAUAGUGGGAAUGAAAUUAGGCCUCCAUAUCAAAAUAAUGCGCCCCCUCGGGGUCAUGCACCCAUUCGGCCUAAUAUAUCUGCGCCCAGACCACCAUUACGCCCCUUAAUGUCCAAUUUGCCUGAUCACCCUAUGGGUAAUCAAGGGCUACCCGAGAGGAAGCCUUUACUUGAACAUCCUGUUCCCAAGCCACCUGUUAGACCCCAGUGGUUAGAUGAACCAAUGUUUACACCGUCUCUGAUUGUGGAAUAUGAGCACAAGCCUCUUCGAUUAAAAGCUCGAGAUUUUAUAGAGCCUGUCCACACAUUUCAUUACAAUCAUAAAUCUAAAGAUGGAGAGGUCAGGAAGAAAGAUUUCGAAAAAGAAGUGGAUGAAUUGUUUCAAAAAAAACCUAAGAGAUCAGAUGCCGAAAAUGAUUAUGGCAGGGAAAGAUAUAGCCGUGACCACUAUUCCAGAGAUUUCGAACGAAGAGCACCUAGGUAUGACGUUGAUUUACUAGAUGAGAUUCGGCCUAGGGGUCCACCUAGAACUGAGUAUGAUGAUAGGAGACGAGAUAGAUAUGAUGACAGAAGAAGAGAUGAUCGCGAGGACGACAGAAGGAGAGAUGACCGCGAGGACGAUAGAAGGAGAGAUGACCGCGAAGACGAUAGAAGGAGAGAUGAUCGUGAUAAGUACCUUCGGCGCGAAGAUUCCUUCAGAGACAGGGAUAGAGAAUAUAGAGAUCGUGAUUUGGGUAGAGAAAGCAGAAGAGAAGAAGGUAGAUACCGCAGCCGAAGUCGUGACAGAGAUUCGCGCAAAAGAGGAUUAAGUAAAGAAAGUGACAGUGGAAAGCACUAUUCUAAAAAACCAAGAGAUAAAGAUGAGUCUUUAUCAGGUGCAUCUUCAUCUAAACACAUUGUAAUGAUUGAUGAUUUAUUAGAAUCUCCUGGAAGGUCUAUGAGACCUGACAAAAUUGUUGUUAUUCUAAGAGGUCCCCCUGGAAGUGGCAAAUCAUACCUGGCUAAAUUAAUAAGAGAUAGAGAAGCAGAAUAUGGAGGUACAGUCAGAAUAAUGUCUAUUGAUGAUUACUUUAUGCAAGAAGGAGAAGUCGAAGAGAAGGAUCCAUCCAGUGGAAAAAUUAUUAAGAAACCAACCUUAAAAUAUGAGUAUGAUGCAAGCUAUGAAGAAUCAUAUUUAACUUCUUUGAAGAGGGCUUUCAAAAGAACAUUGACAGAUGGUUUUUUCACAUUUUUAAUCUAUGACGCAGUGAAUGAACAAUUAAGGUGUUAUGCUGAUAUAUGGAACUUUGCACGGCAGAAUGGUUUCCAAGUGUACAUUUGUACGAUGGAACUUGAUGCACAAGUCUGUUAUAAGAGAAAUAUUCACAAUAGGACACUAGAGGAGAUAGAAGCGAUUAGUUCUCGAUUUUUCCCUACCCCGCUACACCAUAUACAAUUGGAUCCUACUACAUUACUACAGAGUGCAGCCAUAACCGAAGUCCAGAUGGAAGACGCUGACGACGACGUUCAAAUUGUAUUGGAGGAUUCACAAGAAACUGAGGUCGAAAGCGUUUUUACAUCCAAGUGGGAGAAAAUGGACGACGCUGCGCAACUAGCUCGUCUCGACGGUACCAGCAAGCCCCUCCGCCCGUCGCAGCUUUCCAUGGAAGACUACUUACAACUAGACGACUGGACACCAAAUAAAGCACAGCCAGGAAAGAAAUCUGUACGAUGGGCGGACAUUGAAGAGCGACGACAACAAGAGAAGAUGCGUGCCAUUGGAUUUGUUGUAGGCCAAACUGACUGGAAUCGUAUGACGGACCCAACAAUGGGUUCCAGCGCGCUCACACAAACAAAAUACAUAGAACGUGUGAGACGCAAUUAG